Messenger RNA from Paramormyrops kingsleyae, 13473 nucleotides. Its product is annotated as ras/Rap GTPase-activating protein SynGAP-like. The record is from RefSeq and is a predicted model, not a curated record. Gene Ontology annotation, biological process: regulation of GTPase activity. NCBI's taxonomy places the organism in Eukaryota, Metazoa, Chordata, Actinopteri, Osteoglossiformes, Mormyridae.
AUGAAAGUUCAUUAGGCUUCUCGUACUUUCAAACGCUCCGUGUCGUAAUAUUUUUCUCUUGCUCCCACCCUCUUUCUAAAUCACUGCCCCCUUUACUAGAAAAGUGACAGUGAAUGCAAUGGAAAAGCGAGGGACCGUGGGAUGCAGGCGAAAUUCUAUUACACCUGCCCGACUGCAACCCGCCAGCCUCUUUCAACUGUAGGGAUCAUUUGCCACCGUAUAUCUGGAUUGUGGAAUAUUGUGUAGGAUUAACAGAGAGAUAUGUGACGAAAAUACUGAUGACACCCAUAAUGCUGUCACUUAGCUGUAGCGUAUGAUUUACUUUGAGAUGUAUGGUAUGUUUUACCUGGGUUAAUUUGGUCAUUUGCUGGAUGGUGAAGAAUGUACAUGGAUGGGGUAUUCAUUCCUUGACAGUCUGCAUAUAAGAAAUCUAAGUGGGAUCGAAGACCGUCCCUAGUUUCGCCAAACCAGAUAUUUGCAUCUCGGAGGUUUCUUUUCAGAAGGAGGGAUGCAAGCGAGCAUUUCCAUCGUGAAGUAACGACGGAUUAUUUCGCACUCUCUUAAUUACACGCAUACUGAAAGAAUGCACGCAUCCGCCAGCACAUGCACGCGCGCCCAGCAUGCGGUUUUACGUUCGAGAGAGCAGGUAUCGCACAUGGCAAACCAGCGUCGGUAAAACCUAUUAAGAAACCUUCAUUCACGCUCUUUUGCUGAUGAUUUAUUCAGAUUUUAUUGCUGUGCUGAUGGUGUAACUAUGGUAUUUCGAAAUAUUAUCGACAAAUAACAUUACUGAAAAACUGCCUUAGUCCAAUUGUGGGUUUGCAUAUAUUUUCGUGGAUGUUAAAUAGUCUUGAGAGCUCUGUUUUUGGUUUUAUGAUUAUUAUUGUGCAAUUGUAAUAAGUAUAUCCUCCUCGGCUGAAGCAAGUUAUUAGGCAUAUAACAUUAAUAACCAUUAUACAACCAAAACAUGAGAGAAUUUAGCCUCAGAAUAGAUUCUGUAGGUUACCGAGGAAACGGCAGCGGUAUCGGGCAUCAGAUUGUGGAUUGCGAAAGGAUCGGGGGCCAGGAAGACGGAGAACAAGAUCAGGGAGAGGCCGUAAGCACGGAGCUCUCAGCGGGACUGCCUGCCACGGAACAGCCGCUGCCGGUACCGGGGAGCGUGGCUGGGGGGCGGUGGAAGAAAGAGCCAAAUAUUCGUGAGGAAUUAUAACAUUAACUUCUCAGGGAUGUGUUUUUAAAAUAAACGGUCUGUGAGAUUUGAUUUGAAUGGUUUAUUGUAACGAAAUUUAAAGAUUACCAGCAUUUAAAUAUAUUUAUAUAGUGUUUCUAAUACUCCGUUGUGAAAAUAUGUAUAGAGAAAGACGGAAAGAUUAACCCUCAAAAUAAUUUUUUAUAUUGUUUUUCUUAAGAUAUAAAUGAGCACAAUCUGUUUUGAAAUUUAACUCGUACACACAUGUGUACACUAAUUCUGAAAUUAGCGUAAUCUACGAGACAGUCUUGUUUUCAUAUGAAUUCAACUUGAAGACUCCGUGCUAGCAGUGUAAACCACACCUGAAUUAAAUAUUUAGUUGCUUUUUGUUUCCAGCCACAAUAGUCCAACAAAAUUUGAGAAUUUGUAUUGUAUAUGGGUCUUGUUUUACUGCCAAUUUGAAGUUUUUAAUUGAUGGUGGUUUUAGCCAUAGACUGGCCAUGAUGAACUGUUUGACUAUUUAAACAAAUGCUUGGUGUCUGUUAAGGAUAACAGUGCAUAUGUUAUAUGUUAAACAUUUUAAUUUCCGACAAAUAAGUUGUUGACCUUCCUCAUCAACUGGUAUUGGUAGCAAAUUUUGCAAGUAGUUAUACUUAAUGUAAAACACAGAGCCGACCGGAGUCAUCUGUGCAAAGCUCUGACGAUUGGUAAAGGACCGAAACUGACAUAAAUCUGGCACUCACCUAAGCAUUAUCUAAGUCAGUUUUAAUUAUAGACAAUGCAAACGAUUUCCAUAAUUAAUGGAUUGCUUACCGAUUUAGCUCGUAAAUUGAGACUCGCUGGUAUAAGGACACGCACCAGGUUUCACACGCGCAAAAUUUGGCUGAAUGAACUUGGAGGACAUGAUUAAAAUUAUAUAGGUACAUUCGUUUUGGUACCAGGAAACACGCAUCUCAGGCAUACGCCUUUUAAGACCACAACGUAUGCCAGGAUGAAUAGUUGCAUUUAAUAGCAGUAUAACAGGAAAAAUAGCAAUCAAGAGCAGCAGUUACACAGAUAUGAAGUGAGGAAGACGCUUUCAACAAGAAGUGGAAGAAAGUUUCGACAAGUCUGGAAGGGAGUAACAACUACAUCAUUCUUAGGAAGGCAAAAUGGAAACAGAAAGCAGUGGGAGAGAGAAGGAUUGAGGGGACGGCACAGAGGGAGUGAAGAACAGAGCGAGAAAGAGCUGGAGACGAGAGCGAGAGAAACGGGAUGAAGAGAGGAGGGGAGCAAGCGCGGGCUCGCAGAAAGAGCAUAGCGACUGGGAAGCAGCCAAGCAUGGAGACCCCUCCCACUGCCCCUCCUCAACCCUUUCGACAACCUAGUUUUCUCAGCAAAAGGUUGAAGGGCUCCAUCAAGCGGGCCAAAAGUCAGCCCAAACUGGACCGUACCAGCAGCUUCCGUCACAUGAUCCUGCCUCGCUUCCGUAGCGCCGACCAGGACAGGACGCGCCUGAUGCAGAGCUUCAAGGAGUCUCACUCCCAUGAGUCCUUGCUGUCCCCCAGCAGCGCAGCGGAGGCUCUGGAUCUGACUCUGGAUGAGGAUGCCAUCAUCAAGCCCGUCCACUCCAGCAUCUUGGGGCAGGAGUACUGCUUCGAGGUGACUACAGCCUCGGGGACCAAGUGCUUUGCCUGUCGCUCUGCGGCGGAGAGAGACAAGUGGAUCGAGAACCUGCAGAGAGCCGUCAAACCCAACAAGGACAACAGCCGGCGGGUGGACAACGUGCUCAAAUUGUGGAUUAUCGAGGCCCGUGAGCUGCCGGCCAAGAAGCGCUACUACUGUGAGCUGUGCCUGGAUGACAUGCUGUAUGCGCGCACCACCAGCAAGCCCCGCACCGACACCGUCUUCUGGGGCGAGCACUUCGAGUUCAACAACCUGCCCCCCAUCCGCAGCCUCCGUCUGCACCUCUAUAAGGAGACCGACAAGAAGAGACGAAAGGAGAAGAGCACAUACCUUGGCCUGGUCAGCAUCCCCAUCUCCAGCAUCACUGGCCGGCAGUUUGUGGAGCAGUGGUACCCAGUCAUCCAGCCCAGCGUCUUGGCCAAAGGUGGGGGUGUGGGAGGUGGCAAAGUCAUAAACGCAUCGCUGCGCCUUAAGGCUCGCUACCAGACCAUGAACAUCCUGCCCAUGGAGAUGUACAAGGAGUUCGCCGAGUAUGUCACCAACAACUACCGCGUGCUGUGUGUUGUGCUGGAGCCCUUGCUGAGUGUCAAGAGCAAGGAGGAGGUGGCCUGCGCCUUGGUGCACAUCUUGCAGAGCACCGGAAAGGCCAAGGAUUUCUUAUCCGACAUGGCAAUGUCUGAGGUCGACAGGUUCAUGGAUCGCGAGCAUCUUAUUUUCCGUGAGAACACUCUGGCCACCAAAGCCAUAGAGGAGUACCUCAAACUCAUUGGACACAAGUAUCUCAAGGAUGCUAUAGGUGAAUUCAUCAGAGCUUUGUAUGAGUCAGAGGAGAACUGUGAGGUGGAUCCUAUGAGGACUCCACCCUCUGUCCUGCCUGACCAUCAAGCCAAUCUUCGCAUGUGUUGUGAGCUGGCACUCUGCAAGAUCGUGAACUCCCAUUGUGUGUUCCCUCGAGAGCUGAAGGAGGUCUUUGCCUCCUGGAGGGUGCGCUGUGCGGAGAGGGGCAGAGAGGAUAUCGCAGACCGCCUUAUCAGUGCCUCCUUGUUCCUCCGGUUCCUAUGCCCUGCAAUCAUGUCCCCAUCACUCUUCAACCUGACCCAGGAGUAUCCCGACGAACAGACCUCGCGAACCCUAACCCUCAUCGCCAAGGUGGUGCAGAACUUGGCCACAUUCUCCAAGUUCAGCAGUAAGGAGGAACACCUGUGCUUCAUGAACGAGUUCCUGGAGAUGGAGUGGGGCUCAAUGCAGCAGUUCCUUUAUGAAAUCUCCAAUUUGGACAGCAUGAGCAACGCCGGAGCCUUCGAGGGAUACAUUGACCUGGGGCGGGAGCUGUCCAUCCUCCACAGCCUGCUGUGGGAGGUCAUGGCGCAGCUGAGCAAGGAAGCCAUUAUUAAGCUGGGGCCGUUGCCACGGUUACUCAACGACAUCAGCAUGGCCCUGAGGAACCCCCACCUGCAGAGGCAGCCCAGCCAUCAGACUGACCGACCGCCCCCUGACAGGCAAAUGGACCGGCUGCUCUCCCGACCGAGCUUCAACCGGGUCGUCUCCUCUGACUUCCAGGCCCACAUGAUGCGUGACCUGAACAGCUCCAUAGAAAUGUCCCGCCUACCUUCGCCUACCUCUGCUCUUUCUGGUGGGGGGCACUUGGCAUCACAUGCAGGCAUGGGGGGCUACGGGGACCGGGACCACCCACAUCGUGCUUCUUCUAAAGAUGUCUUCUACUCGACCCGUCCCCCCUUGGCACGUUCUAGCCCGGCAUACUGCACCAGCAGUUCGGACAUAACCGAACCCGACCCAAAGGUUCUCAGCGUCAACAAAAGCGUGUCCAUGAUGGACCUGCAGGACUCCAGAAUGAACAGUAUCUCCAACCUGCAGUCAGUGGGCGACAUGCUCAACUCCUCCCAAGCCUCCAUCGCAGGCCUUGGUGGCUAUGGGGGCAUGGGGGCCCUAGGCGGGGGCCUGGGAGGGGGGCUGCGGGCCGGGGGCCGCCUCUCUGCGGGGUCGGGCGGCUCAAGCAUGUCGGGCGGCCUGAGGCUGAGUCAGCUGAGCCAGAUGGGGACCACGACAGAUUCUCUGUCCCAGCAGCAGCAGCAGCAGGCGGCCGCCAUGCACUACCCGCUGUCCUUCCAGAACCCCCUCUUCCACAUGGCGGCCGAUGGGCCCCAGCUGCACCAUCAGCCCAGCCGGGCGCAGCCUCCGCCGCCCCUCCUGCUGGCCCCGGAACCCGAGCCCUCCCACCCCACCUACAUCCCCGCUUUCGGCCACGGCGGCUUCUCCCGCAGCGAGGACCUUUCGGCGCUGCGGGCCAGCAGCCUGGUGCAGCCCAGCAUCAUCCACUCACACAGCUACAGCGACGACUAUACGCGGCAGAACCAGGCCGAGUACGGCCGGCGCCAGCUGUCUGUCAUGCAGGACAAUUUCCACCAACAGCAACAGCAAAUGAUGAUGAUGGGAAUGGGCUCCCAGACAGGCACCUCCUCUUCCCUGGCCACACCCCCCUCCACUGUUCACCCAAUGCGGCAGAGCUCAAUUGCCCCACCCCCUCAGCGUGUCAAAUCCCAGACCUCCCACCAGCUGUCCGUCAGUGCCGCGGCAGCCUCCACCCCUCCGACUAAAACCCGCCCCCCUAGCGGAAAUCUGCUCCAGUCCCCGGAGUCCAGCUUCGGGGGUCGGCAGCCGGCGCCACGCCAGCAGCUAUCCGUCAAAGACACCCCCGCCCCUGGGCUGCCACACCAGCAGAGCUCAGUCAGGGAGAGCCAGGGUCCCCAAGGAGGGCCUGCAUCCACCCCACAACAAACGCAGCAGCAACCUCAGCAGCAGCACUUACUGAAGCCUACGAUUAGCAAACAGGGCACGCAGUCGCCCUCCACCCUGAACCCGCCCACCCAGGCUACUGAGCGCACUGUGGCUUGGGUGUCUAACAUGCCUCACCUGUCUGCCGACAUCGAGAGCUCACGCAUCGAGCGGGAGGAGUACAAGCUGAAGGAGUACUCGAAGAGCAUGGACGAAUCGCGCCUGGAAAGGGUGCGAGAGUACGAGGAGGAGAUCCAUUCCCUCAAAGAACGGCUGGUGAUGUCCCACCGCAAGCUGGAGGAGUAUGAGCGACGGCUCCUUACGCAGGAGCAGCAGACCAAUAAAAUCCUACAGCAGUAUCAGAAUCGCCUGGAGGACAGCGAGAGGAGGCUGAGGCAGCAGCAGAUAGAGAAAGACUCCCAAAUUAAAGGAAUAAUCAACAGGCUUAUGGCUGUGGAGGACGAGUUGAGGGGGGGUGCCAUUCCUGACCUGAAACCCCGGAUGUUUGCAGAGCAGGAAGGCCAGUUUUCCGCCUUGGGUUCAGCAGACCCCGGUGUGAUCUCUGAAAGAGGAGGAGGAGGUGGAGGAGGGAUGACCAUCACAUCUGGCACUGGAGUCUCCUCCUCGGGCGUCUCCUCUUCCAGCUUCCCCUGGAACGGAGUCGUUCCUCCCCUCCCCCCUCCUCGCCUGCACUUCAGCCAGAACGGAGAGCUCUGCGGCAACCGAGCAUCCUCCCCUGUGACCGCUACCACGGUAACCGGGACCACAGCAACGGCAACAUCAGGACCGGGCAUAGAAGAAGGGGGAGCAGGUCAAUAGCAGCCUGAACCAAAUUGGAAAGAGGACUCAAAUAAUCAACAAGCUUUCCCUUGCCUUGAUGCAGUCUCUCUCGCUUUUUUGGUAUAGAGACAGAAUUUAACAUUUUUUGCCCACUUUUAGUGUCAAAGGCAGAGAGAUGGGAGAACUAGGGGGAGACACACUUUACACACAAUAUACACCCAUAUCUGAAAAGGGCUUUUCCAAUGACCUGUUCUCAACAGUUUUUGUUUUGAAGGUCAUGCAAGCUUUUGUCAAUGUCUAAGAUAAAGGACACAGGACAAUGGACCCUUCUUUGGAGCUCCUCAAAGGAUUUCAUGGGAUUCUCUCAUGAGUCCCUUGAGGUGAUUAGGUCAAUGAGCAGGUGACGAGCCAAGGAAGUCAGAUGGGAAAAAACCUCCUUUAGGCUGUGACCUUUUCACACUGCAGACAGUUUUAUAUCCUAAAUUGGAUUUGGUAUCAGAAUAUAUAAUUGGGGGAGAAAUAAUCACAUGAUUUGGCUUUCUCAGUGCCUUUCAGUAUUUUCUAACAGGGUUUUAAAAGAGCAAGCAGUAUUGUUGCUAUUCCAAUAAGUUUAAUAGCAAAUGAGAAGCCUUUUUGAGUGCUAAGCAGUCUCUACAUGAAUUGUACAGCUUGUGUAGGAUUUUGGUUCAAUGGUGUGAAUUUGAGAGAAUUCACAAUGCUCUGCACUCUUUAAUCAUGAAUCUGGACCGGACAUUGCAUAACUGGACUGGACUGUGGCAAAGUUUUCUCUUCUCAAUCUCAGAACCACUGCGGGAUGAAUCGUUGAUACAUAAAGUACUACUGUUAAGUGCAAAGCAAACCUGUCCCUCUGCGGUACUUCACACGGUGUCUUUAUCCCCAGGGCUGCUUUUUAAGUGCAUUGCCAUUGCCUGUGUACCUUUUCUUUAUGCUUGUGUGUUGUCCUUGUGUGUAUGUCCACAUGUGUGCACACUUACCUGUGGGAGAUGGGAGAAGGGCUUGCGGUUGAUUCUCACCAUGUGAGAAUGCUGCUUUAAUAAUUCUCUAACCAAAAUUUCCUCGGACCUCGGAUGGGUGGGCUGAAUUCCCACAGUGCUUUACUGCCCAGCAUAGCCAUUGGAGGAACCAAGAAAGGAUAUUACUGGGAAGAAAUCCACUCAGUUUGGUUAAAUACAUGAUCCCAAGCUGUGACUAUCUGUGGUCUUUGAUGGCAUCUUAAUAUCCAUCAGGCGAUUGUAUAUUUUUCCACAGAAUCAGCAUGUAUCUACCUGCGUGAAGAUAUGCACAUGUUUUUUGUUGCAUUAUUUCGUAUGCACUCAUGCUGUGGUACUAAUACACACAAAUAUAUUUUGCUAGUGACCUCACACCCAUCCUAGACUCAAAAAAAAACCAACACAUUUCUGAAGAUUCCCUAUAUAUAGAUUUUUUUAAAAUCGAAUGUUGUGUGGGAUCAGGACUCCAUAUUUAGGUGUGAGUACAGAAUUGCCUGUUUUCAGUUUUAACGUCAGUGUAGCCAGCAGUGAUGAGACAAGUUGCCUUUUUUGUUAUGAAACUGGAGCAAGUGAGGCUCACACAGUAAAACUGGAAGGUUAAAGACAUCCUUCAUGGGACACACACCUGCCCUGUCAGGCUAAGCUUGUCCCUGCAGCAUGUGUGAUGGCAUCCCCAGUGCAGCAAAAUGAGCACAACAAAGAAUGACAAACAUCUUAACUAAGUUUUAUUGCUCUAUAUAUUUCCAUCUCCAUAAAGGAUGCUAAAUUAAUAUGAUCAUUAACUUAUUUAAUUUGUCCUUUCAGUUUCUUAAGUCCGCACGUAGUAUUAUGCAAGUACGAGAGCGUGACAAUGUCAUUUAAAGAAUUCACAUUUACUUUAUUCAUUUGUAACAAAUUCCAAAAUUCUUUUUUUUUUUUUAGGUUGGGGGGUGCUAGGAAUGCUGUAAUUAGUUGGUCUUUUUUGGGCACAGUUCUUUUGGCAUUUUCAUUGUAUAUUCAGCAGCAAAUUUAUUGUGCUUGAGUUCCCAAGUUUUUAAAUGGUAUUUAGCCCAUGAGUCACCAACGAAUAGGCAGCUGUUCAACUCUGCAUCAACUUUUAGUUCACUUACAUCAGCCACCUUCAUGACACUCUCUCCCUCUCAGUGCAUUUGCAGAGACAUCAUGUGUAAAUGGGUGCCUGCGUCUGCAGCUCACCCCGAUGACUGACAUUAACGUAAGCAUGCAAAGCAUUGUGGGAUCCCAUGUAUCACUGCUGACUAAAUUCAAAAUGGCCGCUGCGUUUUCGUUGUCCUAGUUGCCUUCAUCUGCAUUGUGUUGGUUUCUCAGUGAAAGAAGUUUCCAUUAUGGCUAUGCGCCAUAUUCUGUCUGUCCUGAUAAAAUAAUAAUACAAUGAUAAUAUUAUUGAUGGUUUGAAGACAUCAUUCAAUGCACAGUGCAUCUCCUAUAGGAGGCCAGCAUACCCCAUAACUAAAAAUAUUAUUAACCUACGUGCACUAUAAUGUAUUAAGGAACAACUAGCUGGUUUUCUUCCAAGAAAUGCCCAAUAUAUAUCGACUUACACUUUCUUGGCAUGCUGUUCCUAAAGCAGUGAGUAUAGUCAAAGUGAUGUAGAUCUCUCAGGAAGGCUGGUGCUGAGGGUUAAAGUAAGAAUCUGAGGGCAAGAGUAAUAUGACAGCUGAGGCUUUUCCUGGGCAGGCUCCUCGUUGUUACCUCUCCGUCCUCACAGUUGUUAGCGCUCCCUCUUCACUGCUGUUAACACUCCACCCUCACCGCUGUUAUCUCUCCGUCCUCACAGUUGUUAGCGCUCCCUCUUCACUGCUAACGCUCCACCCUCACUGCAGUUAGCACUCCCUCCUCACUGCUGUUAGCUCUCCCUCCUCACUGCUAUUAGCACUCCCUCCUCACUGCUAUUAGCGCUCCCUCCUCACUGCUGUUAGUUCUCCAUCUCUAUGGCUGUUAGUGCUCCACCCUCACUGCAGUUAGCACUCCCUCCUUACAGCUGUUAGUGCUCCCUCCUCACUGCUGUUAGCACUCCCUCCUCACUGCUAUUAGCACUCCCUCCUCACUGCUGUUAGCUCUCCAUCUCUAUGGCUGUUAGCGCUCCACCCUCACUGCAGUUAGCUCUCCCUCCUCACCGCUGUUAGCACUCCCACCUCACAGCUAUUGGUGCUCCCUCCUCACUGCUGUUAGCGCUCCACCUACACUGCUACUAAUGUUCCCUCCUCAUUGCUGUUAGCUCUCCAUCUUCAUGGCUGUUAGCACUCCAUCCUCACCGCUAUUGGUGCUCCCUCCUCACUGCUGUUAGCACUCCCACCUCACAGCUAUUGGUGCUCCCUCCUCUCUGCUGUUAGCACUCCACGCUCACUGCAGUUAGCACUCCACCCACUCAGCUGGGAAGCCGCUGCAGUACUGGAGAAUGCAGAAGGGUCAGUUGACCUAACUUUUCUGUAUCGACCUGGGCAAGAUUAGGGAUGAAACUGUGCAUUGUUGUGCAGUUGGAAGAAGGAGUCUUUUUUCACAUUGAGUUGUUGGUGUGCUCUCCAGUGGAUGAGUUGUCCUGGAACAUUUUAGUGACAUUCUGUGGUAUCCAACAAGGUUUGGGUGAGGAUAAAGUUGCAAGCUUAAUUUUGGCUGGGAGCCAUGUAAGCACCUCCUUAGGUCUUUCAUGAGUGUGUUGGCUCCCUUCUGGCACUUCUUUCCUGUUGUUUACUCAUAGCACAGGAAACAGUCACAUUUACAGGAAAUGGUGUGGAUGCCUCGCAUUGCACACUAACAAACCCUGAAGAAUCAAGUACUUGAAGCAGAUAUAUCCAAAUACAAGAGUUUUGAUUGCUUAUGAAUCUUUGAUUAGAGAUCCUUUCACAUGAGGAUGGUACAAUGGAUGCAGGGAAGGGAAAUUUCAGAAACCAUAAAGAGGAUUUUGUAAUUGCUGUAAUAAUAAUAAUAAUUGUUUAAUUGAUUAUUAAUCAAAGAAAUACAUAUUAUUGAUUGCUUGAUUGAUCGAGUAAUUAAUUAAUCAAUUGCUCUCCUUCCUACUGUGAUGCCCUUUUUCUUAAUCUGGUCCAAAAUCCUUAGGGUAAAAUUCAGUUUCAGUAAAGCCAAUAUAAAUAUUUAAAUUAUAUAAAUAUAUUUAAGUAUCAAAUCUUGUGCAAAGUUUGUGCAAAAUUGUUUGGCUAUUUAUCAUCAUAAUCACAUUUUGUUCUUUUGGACAAUGGUACGUGCAGUUGUCUUUCGUAUUGUUGUCUGUGCUUAGGGGAGCAGUGUCUGGUGGGCCUUUGUGAGUAAAAAUAUCCAUUAUUAGUUUAAUAUUGGCCUCUGAAUGUAGAAGAAUUUGCCAUCCAGAAAGGUCACCUCAGGUCAUUAGAAAAUAUAAACACUUUUCAGAUAUUUGUCUGAUGGCUCCAUGUUUUUCAUUGAUGCCUAAUGGUGACGUUUACAAAUGUGGCAUGGAUGCUGUCAAUACUGCCUGAUAGGAAAAACGAUUAAUCUCUCCGAUGCCAGUAUCAUGCAAUGAAAAUAAUGCAUUUUGUGUGAAUCCGGCAAUAAUAUUUAUAACUAUAGAAAUAUUUUUGCCAGAUUGAAUUAUUUGAUUGCACAAAAUAAAUGUGACUGAUAUAUAAUGGAUUCAAAGAUGGUCCCAAAUUAUAUGAAGCAAUAUGAGUGAGUGAAAAGAAUAAUAGCAGAGAUAGGUGUGCAGUAAUGUUUUAGUUUACUUUUUACUUGAACAUUUUUACCCAGAUAGUGAAGUGGUUAUUAAAUAUGGAAAUCAGCUUUAGGCUAAACCGUACGUGACAAUGUAACAUGUAUGGAAUCUAAGAAGAACUGUGUUAUUUAGGCUAUAAGAUACACUAAUAAUAUCAUGAUACAUUUUAGCAUAUUUAGCUGUAUCAGUAGCAUGGCCAUUCUGUCCCAAGGGAGUUGUUGUUUGUUCAAAUUUCAAAACAUAAUGUAACAUUAGGUUAAAUACUAAAGCAAUAAGAUGACGAGGUUGUGCUGCAAAUGAUUCUUACAGCACAGCGGUGUGGUUAGAUAAGACCAUCUUCAAUAUCAUUAUACUUUUUAUGGAUAAUUUUUAUAGAUAUAUGAAAAAUAUUUUGUGCAUAAUGGGCCACAAGUUUGCAAUAUAGAAUGACUAUAAGAUGAGUAAAUACCUUCCUUUUCAGAGGUGGAAUGGUUAAUGAAGUUAAGAGCCUAAUAAUGCCUCAUAACCUUGUCCAUUGUGAUGUAUAUAAUAAAAGCAAUUUUAAACUGAGGUUAAACCUAGUAGCAUGUAGAAUUAUAGUUAUAGGCUUCUCAGACUUUUUGCAUCUAUGAAUAUUUCUAUAUUUAAGUGCAUAUUUUGACAUAUUUGGCAGGUGUUUCCACGCUCCGCAUAUGUUUUCUUGUCUGUUUGUAAGCUGGUAAUCCCAAACCCAAGCAUAUAAUUUUGCGUGCAGCACCAGGGUCCAAACUGUAGUUGGAGAUAUGAUCGCUAAAGUGGCAGCUUUUGCUUUGUAUAUUCUUAUGUGAUGAGAUAUCCCACCUGGUUAUGAAGAGCAAUAUAUUAUCCUUUACUUUAUAUAACAAUAAGAUGAAGAAGUAAAGAUUUGAGGAGGAGAAAAAGAAGUACUGAUUUUCUUUUCUCGGACUCAAAGUGCUUGCAUAGUUUGCUCCUUGGUUUACUAUAGUUCUUUGGGUAGUAAAGCAGAUGUGUGUUUAAAUUGAGGUUUUAGAGCAUGUGCAAACAGUGCUUUUGUAAACAAAUUGGAAUUAUUACCAGAAGGCUUUGGGUUCAAAUCCCAAGACUUGAAGAGCUCCUGUGCUUGUAUUUAGAAAUGUAAUUAAGUUAAAUUGCUUUAUUAAAUACCCAUCUGUAAUUGGCUAAAGUUGUCAGCUAUGUAAGUUGUAUUGGAUAGUAUCUGCUAAGCAAUAAAUAAUGUUAAAUAAGGUCAUGUACAGUAGCACAGCACAACUCUGUCAAAUCUUCCAAAGGAGUUUCAGGGCAACAUUUGGAAUUGGCUUCCACUAUAUGUCUUGAAGGAAUUUAGUAUCAUCCUGCUUGAUUGAGAUGCACUGCUCUUCUAAGGUUCCUGGUAGCUCUUGUAGCCGCCCCUGUCUGAGACUUGCUGUGGGGGGGAAGGUACAGGAGCUCCUGUCUUAACCAGGGUGAAAAUCGAAAUUUGGGAUUUGGCCAACUGGGCCCCUGUACCUUCUUGGUAUUUUCAAAACUGGGAUUGCAUAAAUAUUCAUAAUGGUAAUAUUUCCUUAAUGGCAAAAAAGUAUGAUUUUGAUAUUUGCAGACAGCAAGAGUGAAUGCUCACUUCAUGCUUGUCUUUGGUCCCAUGGUUCCCCUGGCAAAUAAACUGAACAAGGAGGCAUAUUCCACCAGUCAUACACGUCACAGUACAAGAUGAGAUGUUGCUAUUAGAAUCAUGGAGUCACAGUAACAAGCUCUCGAUUUAAAUGAUCUUUUGUUGAUAAAUUUAUGACAGUGAUGGUCCCAUGUUAUUAGUAUAUUGGUUAAUUAGAAUUCGAUCAUCAUACAAUUUUUUUGUGGCGUUUUCCAAACAGUUAAUUGUUACAUAUUUUCCAUGCAGUAGUUAUGAAGAGAUGAUCAAGUCUUUUUUCUGCUUAGUAAUUAGCAUGUACAUGGACUUACAGGGUCAGUGGUAAAAUAAUUGCUAUAAAUAUACCUCAAAGACAAAGAAUUGAGAGACUCAGGUAAAUAAUCAAUCGCCUCAGAGCUAAACACAAACAGAUAAAGACACUAGUUCACACUGAACACACGCACACUGAUUUCCUGCUAUUAAACAGUCAGUUCUCCCAUCAGAGGAUCCGUAGCCUUGAUUGGACACCUCUUCAUCAAACACCUCCCCCCUCCUUUUCUCUCUGUCUCCCUUUUUUUUCCUCCCAGCCAAUCACACAGCGUCAUGGAACUCACUAUGGAACCUGAAUGGCUGAUGCAAUAUGGGCAGACCUCUCAUUGGCCUGACCUUAAUCCAGGAACCCUCUUGGGUGAUCUGAUUGAAUGACAGAAAGGGAAAAUACAGCAAGGGA